Messenger RNA from Closterium sp. Naga37s-1, 1719 nucleotides. NCBI's taxonomy places the organism in Eukaryota, Viridiplantae, Streptophyta, Zygnematophyceae, Desmidiales, Closteriaceae. The record is from the annotation of a GenBank genome assembly.
AUGGUAGCGAGGGAGCAAACCACGGAGGUGCAGGAAGGUGCUUGUAACGGGAUGACAGUGCAGGAAGAUGCUUGUAACGGGAUGACAGUGCAGGACGGUGCUUGUAACGGGAUGACAGUGCAGGAAGAUACUUGUAACGGGCUGACAGUGCAGGACGGUGCUUUUAACGAGGUGACAGCUCAGGAAGGCAGUGCUAUUGCAGGCGGGGCAGGAGCAGAGGGCACAUUAUUCAGAGCGCUGGAGGCGGAGGAGGUGCGCAGGCAGGGCCAUCGCAUGGUGGAGUUCAUUGCAGACUAUCUGCAGGGCGUGGGGGACAGACCCGUGUGUAGCACCGUGCAGCAUGCAGCAGGGCUGGUUGCAUGCGGUUACCAGCAGUUGUCAGCACACCAGACGCACUCAUUCUCCUGCACCCCCUCCCUCUCUUGCAACGCAUCCCACUGCACUCCAUGCUCUGCGCCUGCUAACCACACUGCCCACGCCUUGCCCUGCAUGCGCGGCCCCACUGUUGCCCCCUCCCGCCACCAUGACAGCCCGGCUAUCUGCGGCCUCUGCUGCCCGCCCACGCCCCCGACCAUGGCGAACCACUGGACGCCAUUCUCUCAGGUCAUGCGCGCUCCCUCUCGCCCCCAUCCGUGUGCCGUCGCCUUGGCCCCACCUGUGUGCAUUCCUCCAUCUUCCUUUGAACCACCUUGCCCACCCCCCUCCCUCGCUGCCUGCCCCUACCCUCCCACGGACAUAUCGAGCGCCAUCCUGCCGGGCAUAAUGCACUGGCAGAGCCCGGCCUUCUUCGCCUUCUUCUCCUCGCCCACCAGCGCCGCCGCCAUCUGUGCCGACGCCCUCAACGUCGUCGGCUUCUCCUGGGCUGCUGCGCCUGCAGCCACGGAGCUGGAGGAGGUCGUCAUGGACUGGAUGGUGGACCUGCUAGGGCUCCCCGAUGGGUUCCAUUCGGUUAAGUCAGGCGGGCAGGGCGGGGAGGUGAUUCACGGCACGGCCAGUGAGGCGCUGCUGGUGGCGCUGCUGGCCGCCAGGCGGAGAGUGCUGGACCGCGUAGUGGGGCCGGCUGGUAGUAUGGAGGAAGCGGCAGCAGAUUCAGCAGCAGCAGUAGCCUGCAGGCAGGGUGCUCAGGAGAAGAAACGGGCAGCAGAGGGGCGGCUGAUAGCACACCUUAACGAGGCGGAGAGCAGGCUUAUAUGGAGGAUAGUGUCAGCACGGAAUGGCAGGCAGAGGUGCAACGGGAGCGUGGGGGUGACACAUGAGGAGUGGCUGGUGGAUGCUGCAGGCGAUGGGGAUGGCGAUGGCAGUGGGGCUUGUGUUAUUGGUACCACCAGUAGCACUGGUGCAGGUGCUGGUCAGGCUGGCAGCAUUAGUGGCGGGGCGGCUGCUGCCAGUAAGGCUGCUGCUGGUGCGUGUGAGCAGGGAGAGGCUGCCGGGGCCCCGUGGGGCAGUGCGGAGGACAGGGCAGCACAGUGCCAGGUGGCAUACGUGUCGGACCAGACGCAUGCAUGCGCACUCAAGGCGUGCCGUGUGGCGGGCAUGCCCGAGAGCAACGUGCGUGUGCUGCCCACCACUGCUGCAUCGGCUUAUGCUCUCACUCCCCGCCAGCUGUUGGAUGCGGUGCAGAGGGAUGAGGCUGCUGGCCUCAUUCCCUUCUUCCUCGUCCUCACUGUAAGUGGGAGGUGUCUCGUUGCUUCCUUCUUUCCCACUCUCACUGGAAGUUGA